Molecule: messenger RNA, 3453 nt
Organism: Triticum dicoccoides
Lineage: Eukaryota; Viridiplantae; Streptophyta; Magnoliopsida; Poales; Poaceae
Product: disease resistance protein Pik-2-like
Exons: 7
Coding region: 394-3453 (1019 amino acids)
Biological process (GO): defense response to other organism
Molecular function (GO): ADP binding
Source: RefSeq, a predicted model, not a curated record
CAAUCCCCAUAGUCUGUGCCUUUUGGUCUGAGUAGUUCUUGGUCUGUUAUUGCUUCAGAUCUAGAUCGAGCCAGCUUGCAUUUGGUCUCUGAGAUCUUGGGUGCAUCGUUUGGUCCUGGGGCGUUCAAUCAGUGGCACACCGCUCUCCCUGCAGAUCGACCGUCUAGAUCCUAAGUGAGGCAACUGCAAACAGUUCUUAUUUGGAGUACCUGGCUUCGCAGCAGCGAUGUGCUAGUCGGCCGUGGGCAUCCAGGAGCUGGUGGCUGGUAACAGAUUCACCUGCUCGUCCUUGGUAAACAGAGUUUUAGAAAGAUGUAAACGCCACCAAAGAGAUGGAACAGAUUCAGAUUUAAAAAGACAUCGAACCAAGGAGAACCAAAGAUCGUCGAGGUGAUGGAGGCCGUGAUGAGCGCCUCCCAGGGCGCCGUGCAGACCAUGUUGGGGAAGCUCAGUGGCGUCCUCGCCACAAAAUACGCGCUUCUCAGCGGUGUUCGUGGGGAGAUCGUGGAGCUCAAGGACGAGCUCGAGAGCAUGACCGGGUGCCUCCGUGACCUCGCCCACAAUGAAGAUCACAGUGAACAUACUAGAAUUUGGAUGAAACAAUUGAGGGAGGUCGCGUUUGAUGCGGAGGACUGUAUAGAGAAUUUCUGCAAUCACCUCACCAAGCACCAUGGAGACCACCAUGGACUCCUGCAACAGCUGUACGGUGUGUUCAACAUGCUGCGGACACUGAAGGUGCGGCACAAGGUGGCCACCGAUAUCCAGGCCCUCAAAUCUCGUGCCCAGAAAGUGAGCGAAAGGAGGCUCAGGUACAAUCCAGGCGAGUCGGCUGGUCGGUCGACCAAAGCGCUUGAUUCUUCUUCGUACAGCCACCUCGACAGCCUGCACCCCUUGCCGCCAGCAUUCCAUGGUCGCGGGUCCGGGCUAUUCGGGAUGAGCCACCUCGAUAACCUUGACCGCUGGCUGCCCGCAAUCCAUGUCGACGGGUCCGGGCUAGUCGGGAUGGGCAAGAUGACUGAUGCCGUGGUGGGGCUGCUCAAGAAGCCACGGCAGGCGGCGGGGAGUCCCCGAGUGCUGUCCAUAGUGGGGUUUGGUGGUCUCGGCAAGACCACCCUCGCGACGACCGUCUACAACACCCCAGAGUUGGGCGGUAUCCAGUGCCGUGCUUUCGUUCCGGUGUCCCAGACAUACGACGUCCGUUCUCUUCUCGAGUCCGUGCUGAAGCAGGUUUCGGCUUCAGCUGACAGUGAUAAAGAUGACUAUGCCCUCAGGAACAUUAAAGAUUGGGACAUGAGCGCACUAGUUGGUAAGAUCAAACAACGUUUGAAGCAUACCAGGUACCUGAUCGUUCUGGACAAUGUUUGGCGAGCAGCUGCAUUGGAUCAGCUAAAGGUAGCUUUUCCUCAUGAUAAUGGUGAAGAGGGCAGCAUAUUAAUCACCACACGCAGUCACGAGGUAGCGGAAGAUUGCAGCACCUCUUCCAAUGACCGUAUCUACGAAAUGAAGCCCUUACCGGCGGAUGAUUCACAGCAGCUAUUCUUCAAGACGGUGUUUGUCGACUCAGGGGAAUGCCCGACCGACUUGCAAGAGGUCUCCAAGGCCAUACUGGCAAGGUGCAACGGUCUGCCUCUAGCUAUAGUGAGCAUAGGACGAAUGCUAGCUCGGAGGCAAAACAAGACAUCGACAGAAUGGCAAACAACAUGUGAUAGGCUGGGUUCUGAACUAGAGACAAAACCCACUUUAGAGGGACUGAGACGGAUACUUUCUCUCAGCUACAAUGAUCUGCCAUACCAUCUGAAAGCAUGUUUCUUAUACCUGUGUGCUUUCCCAGAGGAUUUUGUGAUCAGAAGAGGCUCUCUGAUUAGACGGUGGGCAGCCGAAGGCUUGAUCAUUGGAAUGUAUGGCCGCAGUUUGGAAGAGAUUGGUCAGAUUUAUUUGUAUGAGUUUGUCAGUAGAAACAUCGUCAGCCUUGAACAGAUUGGCUGCAGUGGCAAGAUUAAGAGUUGUAAAGUCCAUGACAUCAUGCUAGAAGUUAUUACCGCCAAAUCUGUCAAGGAAAAUUUCAUCUCGUUCCUAGGGAGCAGUCAAUGCAACACAACAGCAGGCCAGGACAUGGUACGGCGGCUCUCCAUCAAUCCUGGUGGCGCUAAGGAGGUGAGAAGCUUUUCCAGUAAGUGCAUAGGCCAGACCCAUUCACUGACAAUUCUGGACUGCACUGAGAAACCUGUACCCAUCAAAUUUGCUGAGUUGACCCUUUUGAGGGUUUUAGAUCUUGAAGGAUGUGGAUGGUUAAGUACUAACAAAGAUCUCAAGGACAUUUGCAAACUGUCUCACCUGAGAUACCUCAGCCUUAGAAACACAGCCAUAUCCCAACUACCAAAUGCGGUAGGGAAACUUAAAGAAUUGGUGACAUUGGAUGUAAGGGAAACUUCUAUUGACGAAUUUCCCAAAGGCAUUACUCAGCUCCAAAAUCUGAAUCAUCUGCUUGUAGGCCAUUAUCAAUAUUACACAAGGACACGAAGUGUCAAGCGUUUUGGGUGGAAUGGUGGAGCGAAGGUACCACUUGGAUUAGGGAAUAUGGGUGCCCUGCAAAGAAUCUCUCAUGUAGACAUCUCUACAGAGAAAAGCUCCCGUGCAAUGCGUGAGCUGGGAAAAAUGUGUCAGUUAACCAGACUUUGUGUAAUCAACAGGAAGGAAGCAAAGUUUUGGGCACCCUUUGCUGAGUCUUUGAAACGGCUUAUGAACUCUCUUCACUAUCUAAUGGUUGUGGAUGGUUCAAAGGAAGGUGGGGAGCUAGAAUUUUUAGUGCGCAUGUGGGGUACCCCUGUGUUUCUGGAGAGCCUGCAUUUGGCUGGACGGCUAAGUAGGCUGCCCGAGUGGUUUAAUUGUCUUGACAAGUUGGCCAGUCUGUCGCUUCGAGAGACUCACCACUUGAUGGAGGAUUCCUUUGAGGUUCUAGGGAACCUCCCAAGUCUUGUUUCUCUCAAGCUAUACAUCAAGGGAUAUGCGGGGAGUGCCUUAUGUUUUGAAGAGGACAUGUUUCCCAGGCUGAAGCAAUUGGUCGUGGAUAAUCUGGAAAAUCUCGAGGAGCUCAGCUUCCGUGGGGGUGCACCUAAUCUUGAGAGGCUCACAUUGGCUUUCCUGAGGGUGCCCAGUAAAGGCAUUCAUGGCAUUGGAAAAGAAAAGCUGCCGCAGCAAAGGGAAGUUGAAUUCUUUGGUGGUGUUAUAGAUUCUAUAUUUGCUCAGGUGUUUGAGGCGGCCAAAGAAUAUCCAAAUCAUCUGAAAAUCACCAGGGACGAUCGACCUACUACUGAAGCUGCACAAGCAUGCGCCCAGCAAGUGAACAACACCGCAGGGGCGGGUAGCAGUGAACAGGAGUCAACUGACCAGCAGGUGGAUAUGCCUGCACUACGAUGCGCAGAAGAUGACGAGGCAGGGCCAUCUCAGAGUUGA